AUGACGGUCGAAGAACAGGCUCCCAAGAUGGCGGCAACGGUCGACACCAAGAUCCCUCACCUGGCAGUGACUAAUGGGGUUAGUCAGCUCGUGGUUAAGGGCAAGCCAAUGCUGAUGCUCGCCGGCGAGCUCCAGAACUCGUCCCUUACGUCGGGGGAGUAUAUGGACACAGUUUGGGCGAAGCUAAGAGACACCCACAUCAACACGAUACUUGGUUGUGUGACGUGGGAGAUGAUCGAGCCCGAGGAGGACAGGUUCGAUUUUGAAGAGUUGGACAAGGUGAUCCUCGGAGCGAGGAAACACGGCAUUCACCUGGUGCUGCUUUGGUUUGGGUCUUUCAAGAACGGUAUUUCUACAUACGCACCGGCCUGGGUUAAGACCAACCCCAAAAGAUUCCCGCGCGCCAAGCUACGAAAAGCCGGCGGUGUUCUGGAAACAGCCGACGUCGUCUCCAUCUUCCGGCCCGAGGCCAGGGAGGCAGACAAGAAGGCAUUUGGAAAGCUCAUGUCCCAUAUUAAAGAGUUUGAUGAGGAGCAUUCUACAGUCGUUAUGAUGCAGGUGGAAAACGAGACGGGCCUUCUUGGCGAUUCCCGAGACGGCAGCGUCCAUGCCGAAAAGGCGUUCAAAGAGCCCGUCCCAGCCGAUCUGAUCGACUUUCUCAAGUCGGACUGGGCCAACCUCCGAGGAGAUCUCAAGUCGAGCCUCGAAUUCUUCAAGCAGCUGUCGGAGAAGGACACGCCGAGCGGGAGCUGGGAGGAGGUGUUUGGCAAAAGCCCGCAGACGGACGAGCUUUUCAUGGCGUACAACUACGCGCGCUACCUCAGCGACGUUGCCUCGGCUGGCAAAGCCGCGUACCCGAUCCCGAUGUACUGCAACGUUUGGCAAAACUACAACGGCGACAACGCCGACAACAGCUGGCCCAUCGUGGUCGGCGGCGGCGACGAGCCGGGCGUGUACCCGUCGGGGGGCGGCACCAGCAACGUGCUGGACGUGUGGCAGCGCUUCGCGACCAGCCUCGACUUCGUCGCGCCCGACGUCUACCUCAACGACUACGAGAGCUCGUGCGCCGCGUACAAGCACCGCGGGCAGGCGCUCUUCAUCCCCGAGCAGCGCAGGGACGAGUACGGCGCCCGCCGCAUCUGGGUCGCCUACGGCAGCUACGGCUGCAUGGGCACCGCGCCCUUUGGCAUCGACACGCUCGAGCCGGCCACGAACCCCUUCACGCGCCACUACGGGCUCCUGGACUCGGUGGCGCCCAUCGUGCUCGAGGCCCAGCGCAACCCGGGCUCGUCGGUCGGCUUCUACUUUGACGAGCUCCCCGACUCCGCAGCCGACGCGCCGAUCCCGGGUGAGGAGAUAGUCAGGCACUGGGGCGGCUACGAGGUCACCAUAGAGCGGUGCUUCGUCUUUGGCCGCCCGGGACCCGGCGCCGGUAUGGUAAUCCACCAGGGCGGCGGCAGGUUCCUGCUGAUCGGGUGGGGGUUCCAGGUCAGGGCCAAGGCCAUCGCGAGGGCGCCGGCGGGCCCCGCGACCUUCACGGGGAUCCUGUCCUUCAAGGAGAAGAAGGUGGUGGACGCGGCGACUGGCAGGCUGGAGACGUUGCGGGUGCUGAACGGGGACGAGACGAGGAGCGGAACGUUCGCCAUGAUGCCAAACGAGGACCCCGACUACGGCGGCUUCCCAAUCUGCGUGACCAUCCCUGCGAGGACUAUGGUUGCCGAGCUGGAGUUCUACUGGAUCGAAGAGGAUGAAUAG
Molecule: messenger RNA, 1755 nt
Organism: Pyricularia pennisetigena
Lineage: Eukaryota; Fungi; Ascomycota; Sordariomycetes; Magnaporthales; Pyriculariaceae
Exons: 3
Coding region: 1-1755 (584 amino acids)
Biological process (GO): carbohydrate metabolic process
Cellular component (GO): beta-galactosidase complex
Molecular function (GO): beta-galactosidase activity
Source: RefSeq, a predicted model, not a curated record